UGUGUCGACGACGUAGCGUGUGAUUAGGUGGUAUUUGCGCGGCCCUAAACACACCUGAUGUUUGUGUUUUCGAGUUUCGCGUGAUAAAGUUAAUAUCUUUGUCACGCGAGCGCCUUCGUGCGCGACAACCGGACGUGUUUUUUUUCGGGGCAUGUAAAACUGUCACAGAGGAUCGACGUCGCGCACCGUCGGUCCCUCCUUCCGAGAUGUGGACAACGACAAAAACCACCAAGUACGGCGUCGCUGUGUACAACUGGCGAGGGGACACGCGCUACGGACUACCGCUCGAAAUCGGAGAAACCGUGCAGAUCCUGGAAGAGUGCGCGGGAUGGUACAGAGGCUUCUCGACGAAGAACCGUGCGGUAAAAGGCAUCUUCCCGAGUUCCUACGUGCAUCUGAAGCCCUGCAAAAUCGACAAUGAGGGACUCUUCGAGUCGGUCAUACCGCUGGAGGACCCGGUGGUGCGGGAGGUUACCCUGGUCCUGCGGGAAUGGGGUGGCAUUUGGAAGAGACUUUAUGUGGAACGGGAGGAGUACAAAUUCAACGCGUUGCGCAAAGUAAUGCGGGAGUUGCUGGAAUGGCGACGGCAACUUUUGGCAGGGACCCUCACCACCGAUCAGACACGAGAGUUGAAGUUGCGGAUAAUCAAUAAAGUGGACUGGGGAAAUCGGAAGCUCGGCUUGGAUCUCGUGCCACGUCAGGGUGCUCACAUGGUGGAUCCAGAUACCAUGUCCGUCGUGGAAUUAUAUCACGUGCACGUGCAGAGCGCCGAGAAUUCACAAGGCGCUUCCGCCCGCGGCACUCUACGCCGCAAGGAGCACAAAAAGGUCCUGACUCACCACCUGUACUUCUGCAUGCGGGACUUUGGCCACUCGGUCGGCGAAGACACCGAGAUCUAUUUUUCCUUGUUCGACGCUAAGCGCCAGCAAUAUCUGAGCGAGCGUUUCCUGGUGCGCAUCAGCAAGGACGGCUUCUCAAAUUACGUAGAGAAGAUGCACAGCAACUGCACUAUCUUUACGGAUUUAGGCAAUUCCGACCUGAGCCGCGAUCUCUACAUGAUCGCACACGUGAUGCGUUGCGGCCGGAUGUUAUAUUCGGACUCUGGUAAGAACAAGACCGGCACCGCGACUUAUCGUCGACCGCACGGAGUGGCGGUUCUUUCCUUGGCGGAAGCUGCGCAGGAUCAUACCGAAGAACUCGAAAUGACCUUUAAGGUAUAUCAAGGUGAGGAGAAAGAGUUCCACCAGUUGCACGAGCAAAUCAUACGUAACAACAAGUGUUCUCCUCUACCCGGACAGCCCAAUUACGGAAUCGUCGUAUCCCUGCGUAUUCUGCACGGCGAAUUGUCCCAGGUUCGGGAAGAGAACCCGUUGCUAUUCAAGAAUAUCUGUCUCACGAAGAAGCUCGGUUUCUCGGACGUCAUUAUGCCGGGCGACGUGCGUAACGAUCUCUAUCUGAAAUUGGAACGCGGAGAAUUCGAACGCGGCGGCAAAUCUACCGGCAAAAACAUCGAGGUGACUAUCCUGGUUCUGGACGCGGACGGUCAGCCUUUGGAAGAAUGUCUUUUCGGAGCCGCCGGCAUGGACGGCAGCUCCGAAUAUCAAAGUUUGGUCAUAUACCAUCACAAUAGCCCGUCGUGGGCGGAAACCAUGAGACUGGCGAUACCCAUCGACAAGUUCUAUGGGAGUCACGUACGAUUUGAAUUUCGACAUUGUUCCACACGCGAGAAGAACGACAAGAAGCUGUUUGCCUUCGCAUUCGUCCGUUUGAUGGAACCUGGAGGUGCCACUCUCCAAGACGGUCCGCACGAAUUGUAUAUUUACAAAUGCGAGGAACGCGCGAAAUUGGAUUCCCUGAGUUAUCUGGCCUUGCCGAGCAGCGCGAGAGAACCGGUUGCUUCGGGCCCUACAGCUUUCUCCAGGUCGCCAAAAGAAACUGUGUUCGUGCACACUUUGCUCUGCAGCACCAAGCUUACGCAAAACGUCGACUUACUCAGCCUGCUGCAGUGGAAAGCCCAUCCCGAGCGAAUAUCAGAAGCUCUUGGUCGCGUGCUUCGACUAGACGGAGAGGAGUUGGUCAAGUUUCUACAGGAUAUUCUCGAUGCGUUGUUCGCCAUGUUUCACACGGAGGACGGCAAUUCUACGGCACACUCUGGCCUAGUUUUUCAAGUUCUUGUGUCCAUCUUCAGUCUGCUCGAGGAUUCGAAGUUUGAGCACUUCAAGCCGGUGAUGGACGCUUACAUCUCGGAUCACUUUGCCGCAGCUCUUGUGUACAAGGGCCUCCUCAGCAGCGUGCAGCACUGCGCCGACUGGGUGACCGCAGCGGAAAAGCAAGAACCGAUCAUGAAGUGUUUCCGCUCGCUAGAAUACAUCUUCAAGUUUAUUAUUCAGAGUCGGCUGCUGUUUGCUCGCGCCACCGCCGGCCAGUACGAGGACAGCUUCAAGCGCGACCUGUAUUGCGUGUUUGCGGCGCUUAACAAAAUGCUCGGCAUCCCCUACGAAAUGGUGCUGCUGUCGCAGAUCGCGCUGCUGUUGUCGAUCGCGGCGGUGUUCGAACAGCUUGUGGCGGUUCUACCGAUUCUCGAGGUGGCCAAACUCACUUGCACAAUGCUCGACUCGAUGCCUCGAGAGCCAUCGUUGCAGCUCACAAAAGCAAAACUGGUUGCCAUCAAGAAUCUUACGAUGUCCAGUUUGUUCCGUGAUGACGACGAGAGCCGCAACUUGUUGCUUGUCACCGUAUGCCGUCACCUGCGCAUUCACCUAGCUCGCCGGGAAGAACUGCCGUCUUGCACCGAUAUUUUGGGUGAAAUACUCAGCUUUCUGCACAAGCGCGGCAGGGACACAAACAAGGUCAACAACUGUAUCCACCACGACGUCGAAACACUCUGCCUAUCGGUACUUGACGUACUCAUACAGACAAUAUUGAUUGUGAUCAACGCCAGUGGACAGGUCCUCGGUUGUCUCGUCGCUUGUCUGAUCGGGUUGCUCCAGCUACUCGACGAAUACCAUUACGCUCGACUCUGGGAAGAGCUGACGCAUGCCGGCGAUCGAAAACCGCUCAAAGAUUUUCUGCUGCGAGUGUUUCUGGUGCUGCGCGAUCUCGUGCGCCAGGAAGUGUUCCCGCCAGACUGGUUGGUUAUCAGGAUGCAGGCCAACAAUGUCAUUCUGCGGUCGCUGCAGGAACUCGCGCAGCCGCUUGCCUUCCGCUUUCUCCAUGGCAGCUUCGACUCGCAGCUAUGGUCCACAUACUUCAAUUUGGCGGUGGCUUAUCUCACCCAACCGUCGCUCCAACUUGAACAGUUUUCCGAAGUAAAACGGGAGAAGAUCGUGGAGAAGUACGGCGACAUGAGAGUGCUCAUGGGAUUCCAGAUAUUGUCUAUGUGGUCGCAUCUGGGUGAGCGUAAGCUCGAAUUCAUACCGGGCAUGGUGGGGCCUUUCCUCGAAGUCACUCUCGUACCGGAGAGCGAACUUCGCAAGGCGACUUUACAUAUCUUCUUUGACAUGAUGGAGUGCGAGCAGCAGGGUCGCGGCAGCUUCAAAUCGGUGGAGUCAGAGUUGAUCGACAAGCUCGAUAUUCUUAUCAGCGAGAACAAGGGCGACGACGAAUAUAGGCAACUGUUCAAUACCAUGGAACAUCUUAGUGCCGUAUUAUUGGAUAGAGUGCAGUCGGAAGAUCCAACUUGGAAGGACAGCGGUACAGCUUUCAUAACGUCUGUUACGCGUUUAUUGGAAAGACUUCUCGAUUAUAGAAGCGUCAUUCAGGGUGACGAGAAUCGCGACAAGCGCAUGUCAUGCACCGUAAAUCUCUUGAAUUUCUACAAGAACGAGUUUAAUCGGAAAGAGAUGUAUCUGCGCUACAUCUACAAGCUGCACGAUCUUCAUUUGGCCGCCGAGAAUUACACGGAAGCCGGCUUCACGAUGAAACUGUACGCCGAUCAAUUGGGCUGGGGCUCGACCAUCCUACCGCCUGAUCACGCCCAUCCUCAGCAACCCGAGUGGCAACGCAAGGAGCUACUUUACCACAAGAUCAUUCAUUAUCUCGAUCGCGGCAAGUGCUGGGAGAAAGGCAUUCCGCUGUGCAAGGAGCUGGCGGUUCUUUACGAGACCCGACUGUACGAUUACGCCAAGCUCAGUAACGUGUUAAAGCUGCAGGCCAAGUUCCUAGAUAACAUUUUGACGCAAUUACGUCCGGAACCGGAAUACUUCCGCGUGGGAUUUUAUGGUCUCAGCUUUCCACUUUUCGUUAGAAACAAGCUGUUCAUUUAUCGCGGUUUGGAGUACGAGCGAAUCGGGGCAUUUACGCAACGAUUGCAGACAGAGUUUCCCUGCGCGCAGAUUUUGAUGAAGAAUUCUCCCCCUGACGAGAGUAUUUUGACGUCUGAGGGUCAAUAUAUUCAAAUUUGUAAUGUGAAGCCGAUUCCCGAGGAGGGCAGUCUGGGUUGCAGCGGCGUCGAAGUUCCGGAGCGUGUGGUCGCUUUUUAUCUGGUGAACGACGUGCGCAAAUUUACAUUUGACCGGCCGCUACAUCGCGGCCCAGUGGACCGUGAAAACGAAUUCAAGUCGUUAUGGAUCGAAAGAACGACACUGACGACGGAAGCAAAGCUACCGGGAAUUCUCAGAUGGUUUGAGGUGAUCGAGAAACGAUCAGAGCUUUUGGCACCGGUGCAAUACGCCUGCGAAACGAUGCAGAGCGUGGAAAGAGAGUUGAGGCGAUUGAUGGCACAGUACACCGCGGAGCCGCACAGAAACAUCAAUCCGUUCAGCAUGCGGCUGCAAGGUAUCAUCGAUGCGAACGUGAUGGGUGGCAUCACAAAGUAUCAGGAAGCGUUCCUCACGCCAGAAUUCGCACGGCAAAAUCCCGAAAUGGUGCCACACGUGAACAGACUGAAAGGAUUGAUUCUGGAUCAGAUGAGCGUUUUGGAAUCAGGACUAGUGUUGCACGGUCAGAUCGCGCCGACUGGCGUCCAGCCACUGCACAAGAGGCUGAUCGAAAGAUUCACGCAGCUCAAACAAGGUCUCGGCUCGUUAGCCAGACAGAGAACCAUUCAUCAAGAUAGCAUUGUGAAUUCACCUCUGCCACCUCUGCCGGUCAACGAUAAGCAGCGUCCAGCCACUUUGGAAACUGCCGGUUCCAGAGUGUCGCAUGCCGACAGCGACGGACUUCCCGAGGAUGAGGGCUUUUACACCCGAGUUGACGGCGCGCCACCGCCUAUUCCACAACGAGAAGUCCGGCCGCGUUCCGUUGGCUAUGGCACAACUCCGCCCAGACCUACGCACCAAAGAUCUCUCAGCAAACCGCUGAGUCCGAAACUGCCAUUGAGGCAUUCCUUGCCUACUCCGACUGACGGUGUGGACCAAAGCGGCCUUAGAACUUCCUGGAGCGAACCUGGACCUGAACCCGCUCCGCCGUUACCACCCAGAGGAUGUACGCCAGAUAAGAGGGAUUCCUCAAAUAUGAAUACGAACACGAUGGUGCCGCCGGCGCCUCCCAAACGCGGUUUAACUCACAAACGCACAAAUACAGAAUGGAGCACAGACGACGACUCCGAGAUCACAGAACCGAGAAACGACCAGAGCGACCUUCGCGAUAGCGGCAUUUCCACGGCCAGUCUUCUGGACUUUCAGUCACACAUGUCGAAUCUGAACAAUCUCGGCUACGAGGACUUUGAGCCACGAUCCAGAUGCAACGACAUCAUGAACAUUUCGCCACCGUCUGUGAUAAUCCCGCUCAACAUUUCCGGCAGCUUUUCCAGUACUACAUUCCAGGGCUCGCAGUCUCUCCCGAAUCAAGAGGUAAGUCCUCCACCAAUUCCACCGAAGGCUCAUCAAGACGUCCCUUCGGCGCCUUCGAGUCUGGAAAGGGUGCCUAGAACGCACAGCCACGGCCACUCGGAGAAUUACUCCGUACCGAAGAUGCAGACGCUCUCCGUGGCGUCAGACACGGAGAGCACUGUGUAGCAACAAAUAUAUUUCCCUAGUCUCCUAGCGAUUAGUUUUAAGUGAUGUACGUGCCAUUAUGGUCAAAAGCGCGAAUCAUAUAUUCGAUUUAUACGUCCCUCGUAUCGUCGAGCGGGAUUUUCUUAGACAGUAAUUUGAGAUAAGAGAAUAUCGUCGUCGUCGUCGUCGUCGUCGUCGUUGUUAUCAUCAUUAUCAUCAUCAUCAUCAUCAUCGUCAUCGUCAUCGUCAUCGUCAUCGUCAUCGUCAUCGUCAUCGUCAUCGUCAUCGUCAUAUCUAGUGAACGAAAGACGGAAAAAACUGACUUUGAUUUUGCUUGUCGUUCAGAAAUCUCUGUUAUAUCUGUAAAUCAUCCUUUUUGUGCGUAGUCGAUAGCUGAAUACCUGAAAUCAAACUAAACUUUCGAUAUGUAACACGGACUAUAUUUCAACUCGCUUAUAUUCGUACCUUUGUAGAAAGUUAAAGAAGAAACAGAUGCGUAUUAUUAGAAUGUUCUUGCAUAACGAGAACGUCCAGCGAGAAUUUGAUUCUUGUCUGGACGCGAUUGACGAUCAAAAAAAAAAAACAAAUUAUAUAUAUUUAUCGAUAUAUAUAUAUAUAUAUAUAUAUAUAUAUGUGUAUAUAUAUAUCGACUUUACGUUAUAUAAAAGAUCGCUCUUCCAAUGUAUCACUCCACAUAUAUACCGACACUAUAUUUUGUAACUUAUUUAUAUUUUCGAGAAUAAAGGUAAUUUUUAAAUCAAUGACACUGUCAAACACUACGACAUGUGAUUAUCGUGAUGGCGCAAUUGUCAGAAGGGAAGGGCAACUAAAGUGAGGAGAAUCAGCAGCUUCGUCUCUCGAUGCUAAAGAGUAUAUAAAUUAUGUAUUUCGUGUCACAGUUCUCUUUUCUCUUUGUCAUAUGAAUAUAGUAUAUAUAUACAAAAGUAUUUAAAAAAAUCUUGUCGCACGAUUGUACGCUUCGACUUAUUACUAUUUCUUCUUUUUCUUCU
This is a messenger RNA of Pseudomyrmex gracilis, 6946 nucleotides long. It is a transcript of the gene spg, whose product is annotated as dedicator of cytokinesis protein 3. The transcript is spliced from 18 exons. Gene Ontology annotation, biological process: small GTPase-mediated signal transduction. NCBI's taxonomy places the organism in Eukaryota, Metazoa, Arthropoda, Insecta, Hymenoptera, Formicidae. Gene Ontology annotation, cellular component: plasma membrane; cytoplasm. The record is from RefSeq and is a predicted model, not a curated record. Bases 207 to 5957 code for a protein of 1916 amino acids. Gene Ontology annotation, molecular function: small GTPase binding; guanyl-nucleotide exchange factor activity.